Staurois parvus is the source of this 339-nucleotide messenger RNA. The record is from the annotation of a GenBank genome assembly. Lineage: Eukaryota; Metazoa; Chordata; Amphibia; Anura; Ranidae.
AUCAGUGCCCAACAGUGCCACCUACCAGUUCCGCCCACCUGUGCCCAGCAGUGCGCCCUCAUGUGCCCAGCAGUGCACCCUCAUGUGCCCAGCAGUGCACCCACCUGUGCCACCCAUCAGUGCCAUACACCUGUGCCCAGAAUCAGUGCCCAGCAGUGAUGCCAGUCAGUGCCACCUAUCAGUGCUGUCUAUAAGUGCCACCUAUCAGUGCCGCCUAUCCGUGACACCUCAUUAGUGCUGCCUAUCAGUGCCGCCUAUCCGUGACACCUCAUUAGUGCUGCCUAUCAGUGCCGCCUAUCAGUGCUGCCUAUUAGUGCCCAUCAGUGUUGCCUAUUAGUG